Messenger RNA from Dissoconium aciculare CBS 342.82, 1395 nucleotides. RefSeq names its product MFS general substrate transporter. The coding region runs from base 1 to 1395 and encodes 464 amino acids. Gene Ontology annotation, biological process: transmembrane transport. NCBI's taxonomy places the organism in Eukaryota, Fungi, Ascomycota, Dothideomycetes, Mycosphaerellales, Dissoconiaceae. Gene Ontology annotation, molecular function: transmembrane transporter activity. The transcript has 4 exons. The record is from RefSeq and is a predicted model, not a curated record. Gene Ontology annotation, cellular component: membrane.
AUGGAUCACGUCCCCAUACCAAGCGAAGCCGAGAAGCAGGCAUUGAUCCGCAAACUUGACUGGCAUCUUCUCCCACUCCUCUUCUUCCUCUAUUCCCUUUCUGUGCUCGACCGGAGCAAUUUGGGAAAUGCUAAGCUCGCCGGCAUGGAGAACGACAUCGACCUCUCAGGCAACCGAUACUCGCUCCUCGGCACAGUCUUCUACAUCGCGUACAUUCUCUUCCAAUGGACGAUUGCAGGGUGGAAGCAAUUCAAGCCCCACCAGUGGUGUGCCUUGACGGUGCUGUUCUGGGGCACGAUCGCGACGGUCCAGGCGGCCACGAGCAGCUGGGCGGGUCUGAUCGUCUGUCGUUUCCUGUUGGGUAUCGCGGAGGCCAUGUUUGGGCCCGGUGUGCCGCUAUACUUGACAUUCUUCUAUCCGCGGGAGAAAGUGGGCUUCCGACACGGAGUGUUUAUAUCUGGAGCGGCCAUGGCAAAUGCUUACGGUAGCGCAUUGGCAUAUGGCAUUAGCCAAAUCCGCGGAGCCCUCGCGCCGUGGCGUAUCUUGUUCCUGAUCGAAGGUCUGCCUACUUGCGUCGUGGCGAUCCUGGCAUGGUACUACAUCCCAGACAGCAUCACCAAUGCGCGUUUCCUCAACGAACGACAACGUCAAGUUGCGCUUCACAUGGUGGGCCAGAACCAGAAGACCGAUGCCGGUGAUACGAAAGGCGAGCGUGGUGUGCGCUUUGGCGAGUUCCUCGCGGCAUUCAGGGACCCGAAGUCGUUCAUUCCAGGUCUGAUGUACUUCUGCUGCAACGUCUCUUUCGCCUCGCUCCCAUUGUUUCUCCCGACCAUCAUCUCCGAAAUGGGAGCCUUCUCCCAAAUUCAAUCGAACGGCCUUUCAGCCCCUCCCUACCUCCUCUGCUUCUUCGUCAUCAUCCUCUUCUGCUGGCUGUCUGAUCAAUACAGGAUGCGCGGUCCGUUUGUCGCCCUGGCCGCUUCGCUCGCGGCGAUCGGCUUCAUCAUCAACGCGACGACCACGACGGCCGCGCCGCGGUAUUUCUCAACGUUUUUGUCCGUGUUGAUUUUCGCAUCGGUCGCGCUGCUUUUGGCGUGGACGGCGAAUAUCCACGCGAGCGAUAGUAAGCGAUCGGGAGGAUAUGUGAUUUUGGGAUUCAUCGGGCAGUGUGGGCCGUUGUUAGGCACCAACGUCUUCCCCUCUACCGACAAACCAUACUACCGUGCCGGUCUGUGGGUUUGCGCCGCCACCUGUUUGGUAGUGGUGGCAUUGAGCAUCACGCUGAGUGUCUGGAUUUACCGCGAGAACCGCCGCCUCGAUCGCGAAGAGACGGAAAUUGUCGAACAGGAUCCCAAGGGUGGAGAUGACGUGCAGCAGAGGCAUCGAUGCAUGUGGUAG